Molecule: messenger RNA, 156 nt
Organism: Lymnaea stagnalis (great pond snail)
Lineage: Eukaryota; Metazoa; Mollusca; Gastropoda; Lymnaeidae
Source: the annotation of a GenBank genome assembly
ACAUAUUUCUUGUUGUUCUAUAAUAUUUUCCUGGGCUUCGCCUCCUGUUUGAUGCGUGUCACCAAGUCUUUGAUGAUAGGCACCCUGAUGAUGUCAAGACUGGACAUAAGUGUUUUACCAGACGAGUUUCACUCUUUCGACUCAGGUACUCUUUAA